Messenger RNA from Volvox carteri f. nagariensis, 1966 nucleotides. RefSeq lists its product as uncharacterized. The record is from RefSeq and is a predicted model, not a curated record. The transcript is spliced from 9 exons. NCBI's taxonomy places the organism in Eukaryota, Viridiplantae, Chlorophyta, Chlorophyceae, Chlamydomonadales, Volvocaceae. Gene Ontology annotation, molecular function: protein binding. Gene Ontology annotation, cellular component: cytoplasm; membrane. Bases 59 to 1324 code for a protein of 421 amino acids.
UGACGUUAUCGUUUCAGCUAGGCGCUAAGCCUUGAUCACGCCCGAUCCCUGCUAUCACAUGAGUACAAAGGAGGAGAAGCCGACACUUGCUGGUGUUAACGUCAAGACCCGCAAGCGAAAUAUCGUCAUUCCUGAGGAUCCUGGCUCCUUUGCUGAUGCGGUAGUGACGCUUUGCCAGGAUGCGGCAGACGGCGUGAGCCUUGAAGCCGAUCUCGAAGCCGCCGCGAAGGCACUUGAUGGCGCGGAGCUUGAGUACUCCCGCUAUGGGGAUAUUCUGUUCCAAGUUUUUUUCGCGGGUGGGCGCCUGGGGACUGGCGCACAACUGGCGGCGGAGGACAAGAUGCGACUGAGCACCCACAUCUUGGCUUGCGAACCCACGCGGGAGGCUAUUAACCCCUACUUCAAGCUCUUCCAGACUCUAACCCGGCGCCGUCCGUUUCUCAUUCGUGGUUUGGAGAACACGCUUGUGAAGCUGUUGCUGUCACUGGAAUUCUUCGACGAGGUUGGCCGCAAGAAGCUGGGCAUUGCCCUAGCUUUGACUUUCUCCUGGAAAAUUGGCGUAGUCCCGCCAAACAUCUUUGCGGCUCUCCUAAAUGAUCGGCUGGUGGCGAAGGGCACAGUCCUGGAGGUCAUGACGGUCUUUUUCCAGGAGUUCCUCGUAAAGGACUCGCUGGAUGACCUGGUGUCAAUCCUAUCGAAGGCCAACAUUGCCAAUCGCCUGGUGGACUUUGCGCCGCCCAACAAGCGUGCACAAGCCGACUUUCAUCAGCUGCUACGGGGCGCGGGUUUGGGCGCUUUGGUGGACUGGGAUGUGCAGCGUGAAAUCGACCUACGGGUCACGGAGCUGCAGGAGGCUCUAACGGAGGCCAUCACUGCAGACCCUCCUAUCGCGGUGGCGGAGGUGCUCACGAUUGCAAAGAACAAGAGAGGUGAGAACAACCUUCCGGACGCCGAGGUCCUGCGGGUGAGCUGGCUGGCGCUCAUGAAGUCAAUCAACCUGACGGGCAAGAACCAGCAGCAGAUCACGCAGUCGGUGAUGCAGAAGCUUAAGACUUACGGCAAGCUGUUUUCGGCUUUCGCGACCAACGCCAAGGCGGAGUUGGCGCUUAUUAACACCAUCCAGGUCUUCUGUUAUGAGGACACUCGCAUGCUGAAAUGCUUUACCGACAUUGUUAAGCUUUUGUACAACGCGGAGAUUGUUGGCGAGGACACUAUUCAGCACUGGCACAAGAAGGGCAGCCACGCCAAGGGCCGCGCCGUGUUUCUGAAGGAUAUCGAGCCCUUCAUGAAGUGGCUCGAGGAGGCUGAGGAGGAAGAUGACUAGAUAGCAGGAUUGCAUAGCAUGCACGUAUAGAGAGCAGCCCUGGCAUGGCGGCUGCUACUGUUAAGGUAUUACGAAUAGCCCUCGGACGCAGCUGAUGAGAUGACGCCCACUGGUGCGGAAGCCGUGGGCUGAUGGUGGGGGCCUUUCCGCGUCGGGCAUUCUAGGGAUUGUCCAACAUACAGAUGGGGGAAUGGCAAUGCAAGUAUAGGUUUUAGUUUUCAGUUAAGCGUAUGGCGCAGGGACCCAGCGAGCUCCUCUUGCGUCCUUCGUUUUUCGGUAGCGUCACGGUCGGGAACGUGGCCUAAGCAUAAAUGAGUCGCCGUGAUUUUGUGCUAUCAUCGGACAAGUGGGCCCUCCCAUGUACGGCUUUCAAAUUCAGGUAGCUCAUUGGCUCCACCUGAAUGUGCAUCUGUAAGCUCGCAGCUCCAAUGCGGACAGUAAUGCGCCAUGUAGCCGGGAUGAAGGUCUUUUGAGUGGCGACAUUAGGCCUUGAUCCGUUGGGGCCUCGUGCUCGUCCGCGUGAGUGACACAAUCACCUGGAAGAGUGCCAUGAUUAUUUAGACGACUUGGAUGGCUGCGGUUGGUAGUCGGACCGCCAGUAACAUUACGCAGGAAUACAGGACCAGGUAAAUAUUCCAAGCG